Molecule: messenger RNA, 4225 nt
Organism: Helicoverpa armigera (cotton bollworm)
Lineage: Eukaryota; Metazoa; Arthropoda; Insecta; Lepidoptera; Noctuidae
Exons: 5
Coding region: 303-2624 (773 amino acids)
Source: RefSeq, a predicted model, not a curated record
GCGAGCGCUCGGAUCGCGCGGGCGGCGUUCUAUACUGGCCGCGCGGCCGGCAUCAUAUCCGAACGAACGAACUGUCCCACUCGUGUGCCGUGUUUACGAAACACUAUCCUGUUACAACCCUAUUAAGAUUAAAAAAAUAUAUUAAUAGCCUAAUUGAAGAAUUCAAGCCUUUUUGGAUAAAAUUUGUGCUGUGCUGUCGGAGUUUGGAAUUCUUGGAAUUUUUUUUUAUCGAAAUACAGUUUUUUGGAACGAGCGCCAAUCGUGUUUGUAUGGACUGUUGACUGCAUCAGAAAUCAAAGAAAAUGGCUGAAAACGGGUACGGCCCAGCCGCUGGACACAUCGGCAGAAUUCCCAACUUCGGAAGAACUCAAGUCAACCCAAUGGGCAACGUCGAGCCACCAGCAUGUAUUCAAAAUGCCAUGAUGACGAAAGACAAGAAGCCCUUCACAUACACACCAGGCGGUCUUGACUUGUCACAAAUACGAACUCCAAGCAUGGCGCGAAGAAUGGCAAGACAGAGGUCUUUAGAAGAACAGGAACAGCAAUACGGUCAACAGCCUAUGAAUGGCGGUUAUCACCCACAAGGAGGGCCAGCUCCUCCACCACCACCACCCAUGAAAAUGCCAGUCCCUCCCCCUCCCCCACCACCAAUAGUUAUCCAAGCUCCGAACUCAAAAUCCCCGAAACCCAUUGUACCCGGUGAACGACCCGAAAUUGUUAUCCCAGAAAACCCCAUUGGAAUGUUACGAAAAACGAACAGUCCUUACCACUGGGAGGCUGAGAAGGCAGAGCUUCAGAAAAUAGGAAAUACGCCUAAGUAUGUAGAGAAAGUCCCCAGUCCCUUGACGGUGAAAAUGCCGCCUACGUCAUUCACUCAGCAACAACCUCAAACUUACACGCCACCCUCACAGAAUAAUUUCCAACGUUCCCCGUACGGCAAUCAGCGUAACCCUGAAAGCCCUAUUUACAAGCCUGAAGCUCAGUAUGCACACCAGCAUUCUGCUUCCCCACAAGGGUCACCACCAACGAGGGAAAUUUUGCAACGGCAGGACUCUCAAUUCAACAAGAGUCCUCAGCCAUUCGCGGGCAUGCCUUCUUCAAACAGCUCCCCGUACUCACCGAGUCCCAACAACAACUGGCGACAACCAGAGAAACGGGACUCUCCUGCCAACAACAGCCCACAAUCUGCACAUUCGAACCGUGGACCAUUUUCACCCAAUGUCCAGCAAUACUCCCCCAACAACCAGCAGUAUUCACCUAACAAUCAGUAUUCCCAAAAUCAACAACACCAAAGCCCACCAACCAACUCCGGUCCUGUAUUCCAUACCUUACCCAGGGUUGGACAGAGAAAUGCUGAUGCACAGAACAAUAAUGUAAUGUACAACAAUACCAAGCCCAGUCCUCCUACAGAGCCUAACGCUGCACCUUGGAGGUCAGCGACUCUAAACAGACAUCCUAGGGAGCAAGAGAAUCAGCAACCAAUUUAUAAUAAUACCAACUCAAACCAAGAACAGUACGUUCCACCAUGGAAAGUUAACCAAAACAAUAAUACAGCAGUAAAUAAUGAAAAUUCUUACGUUCCUCCGUGGAAACAAGAAAAUAAACAACAACAACAGCAGCAAUAUGUUCCUCCAUGGGUUAAUUCCCAGGACUCCAAUAACAACCGCGUGCAAGAGAAUCAAAACCAUUCUGCACCAUGGAGAACUCAUGAAGCACCUUCGUCACCACCCAAGCCCCAACAACAGGAGCAACCACGUUACCAAUCGACGAUGUCCAUUCCUGUGACACCCAGGAAACAAAACCAGCAACCUGAAUACAAUAACGCUCCACAAAAAGAAGUUGUGUAUGUAAAUGAGGAGCCCGUAUACUUCUGUCCCGACAGUCCAAAAUCUAUUCCUCCAUGGGUGAAAACCCAGAAGGAAAAGACCAAGACUCCCCCACCUACCUGGGUUCAGAGACCGUUAGAAGGUAGGAAAAGCCUUACACGGGAGCUGAACACACCACCUCGUGAAACGAACCAAGAACCUGAAUGGGUGAGGAAGAGUAACGAAAUGCAGAGAGGAGCACGCGAAGUCAUCAGCCCUCCUAAAUACCAACAGCCUGUACAGCCAUCAUGGUCGACUCGUCCUUCAGAAAACCGUAAAAGCUUACCUAGAGACAAUGGUCCGGGAUCUCCAGGAGCAAGGGUCAUUCCUAUCCAAAUGGAAGUUUCCACAACAGAAACUAGAGAUUCAAGGCAAGGAGGUCACCCACAGCCUGGCCUGAGGAUUACAAUUGGUAUGAAUCAGAAUCCUGAAGCUCGUGCGCCGUUCUCGCCACCAACUCAACGUAUCAUGAGAGUGUUGUCACCUCAGCUGGUGAGGUUAGAAGACUCUAACCAGCAACCUGACCUGCCGACCUUGAAUAGGACUUUCCAAGACAGUCAACCAAAGACGAGGAUAAUCCCGAUUCAGAUUGAGGGUGGAAAUGGAGGGGCGAACAAAAGUGUAUACUACCACAAAUUCACGCAAGAGGGCCCCCCGAGACAAUCGAAGGCGUUCCGGGUUUUACAGAUUAUAACAGGCACCGAGGAUCUGGACAACAUACAAGUGAUCGAAAAACAUCACGGAUUCACCGAUUUAUAAUCAUUAUUAUAUGUAAAUAUAUAUAUUUUAUUAAUUAAUUUAUAAUAUAUUUGUUGUAAGUCAAAGUAAUAAAAAAAUAAUAAGGCAAUCCACGCGAGUAUAGUUAGAUUAUAAUUGUAUGUAUUACAAAAUGUAUAGUGUUGUAAACAUUGUAUACAUAGAAUAGUUAUUUAAUAACUUUCUACAUAUUUGAUAAAUCUAAAUUAAUAUGUAAUUCACGUACUAAAAUAUUAUUUGAGUAUAAAUAAGGUUUCCUUUUUAUAUAACCAAAAACUAACUUUCCUAUAAUCGUUAUGUUUUAGAAUAAAUUGUACAAUAAAAUUAGCGUUCGGAUUUAUAAAUGGUUUAUUAUUAAACAUAAAAGCGCGAUGUACUCUGCAUAUUUUUGAAAAUAAUGAAGAAGUACAGAAUUAUAAGUAAUUGUAUAUUAUAUAAUAAUUAAUAUAAACGAGAAAUAUACUUUGUGUAUAUAAAUCGAAUAAUAACGGCGAACCGAAAUAAUAAUAAUAAUGCUUUUAUUUCGGAAUUUUACUAAUGCUCACGGACACAGCUAGCUUACCAAAGAAUUUGUAGAUGUAAUUAAUAAAUUAUUCUUAGAAAUAGCGGAAUAAUGUUAAAAAUAUAGUGUUGGCAUAAUACUUAUAAUAAAAUAGGCAUAAGUAGGUAUUCUAAUAUGUACUUAUUAAUAAGUAAUAAUUAUUUUAAUAAGUUACCAAACCUAUUUAUAUUUAACUUACAUUUCUUAAAUUAUGAAUGCAUGUUUCUCGUGACUAAUUUCCUUUUAUAUAUUUAUUUAUUAUGUAUACAUUUAUUUUGCUUUUAUUUAUAUAUAUUCGAUAUUUAUUACAUAUUUACCUUGCAAAUUAAUUCGUAGUCCCUACUAACUCCUAUAUAAUUUAUAUAUUUAUUUUAAUGAUGAUUAUAUAUUUUGUUUUGGAACGGAUUAACGAAGUUAUGAGUACUAACUUACUUAAAAAAUGAUGAUUCGUAUUUUCAUAACGAUGUUGGCAUUUCCGAAGUUCCCAAAAAAUAAACGUUUUUUGUAUUGUGAUUAACAAAAAAUUAUUGUUAAGAACUAUAGUGAUGUUACUGGUUGUAUAACGAUUUUACUUCGCACGUACUAACUUCAUGUCGGUAUCAAUGUAUCUAUGACACGUACAUACGCAAAAAUGAAUCCUACGAUUAUGUCAAGAGCAAAAUAUAAUUUCUAAAAUUAUGUUUAUGUAUUUAAGAAUACAUGAGGAGAUAAAAAAAAAUUAUAAAAUGGUAACUUAUAAUUAUCAUCAUCAUCAUCAUCAUCUCAGCCAUAGGACGUCCACUGCUGAACAUAGGCCUUAUAAUUAUAAUGAAGUUUAAUUGUUAUAAUAAUCAGUUAUAAUCACUAUUAAGUUCUAAACAAAAUAUUGAAAACAGACGAGGGGUGUGGCAAUCUAGUCAGUGUGAUCUUUCUUAAGUAUAUUACGUAUACUAUUAUACGCCUAGGUAUUAUAAAAUUUAUUUUAUAUUAAAAUUAUUAUAGAUUUUAUAUUUUGCUUAAUCCUAUUACAAUAUGAUAAAGUAUGUAAGUAUAAUUUAAUUUUAUAAUAAAAGUUAUAAAAUUG